Molecule: messenger RNA, 372 nt
Organism: Helobdella robusta
Lineage: Eukaryota; Metazoa; Annelida; Clitellata; Rhynchobdellida; Glossiphoniidae
Exons: 4
Coding region: 1-372 (123 amino acids)
Source: RefSeq, a predicted model, not a curated record
AUGAGUGAUAUUAAUGAGCACUUUCAUCAGGUUGAAGUGAAGUCAUUCUUCAUCCUUGAACACAUCAAACAAGAUCCAGUUCGCUUCACUUUGUUGAUAAUGUUUGGUCAUUAUGAAGUAAUUAACCGGUUCUUCUACAACAAUAACAGCUUCACCAGCAACAAUUAUAACUUAAUCAACAAGGACAACAAAAGAGCUAGUAACCACAACUGCCACAACAAAGACAACAAAUCGAACCUGCAGAAGUAUCCUACAAUUUUGCACAACUUGUACGUGCAGUGCAAAAAUAGAGACCCCUCCAGUUGUUAUUACAACUACUGUUACUCCGGCAUGUUCAGUGACACUCUUCAAACUUGCGUCAGCAUGGUGUGA